Molecule: messenger RNA, 4023 nt
Organism: Entelurus aequoreus (snake pipefish)
Lineage: Eukaryota; Metazoa; Chordata; Actinopteri; Syngnathiformes; Syngnathidae
Product: sine oculis-binding protein homolog B-like
Exons: 8
Coding region: 91-2625 (844 amino acids)
Biological process (GO): animal organ development
Cellular component (GO): nucleus
Source: RefSeq, a predicted model, not a curated record
UGCUACUCUGAUUUUGUUGUUCAUGCCAUUGAUUCAUGCUCUGCCAACUGCAACAGACCCGGAGCGGGUCCACUUCCACAGCCCGGGACUAUGCCAGAGAUGGAGAACGGUAGACCGCCAGAAAGUAAACGCAGCAGGAAACCCGCGCACCCCGUGAAGAGGGAGAUCAACCAGGAGAUGAAGACGUUCGCGGAAAGCACCAUGAAUGAGCUCCUGGGAUGGUACGGCUACGACAAAGUGGACCUCAGAGACUCCGAGGCCAACGAGAUCCGGAACUACAGGGAGAGGCGCCAGCAUGUGUCUGUGUUAAAAGAAAACUCCUUGCCAAAACCGAAGACUGCGCAGGGCAAAGUCAGUCACUCGGUCAUUGCGAUGAAGAGCGGCGAGAGGGAUUCGUCCAGCGUCCCUUCGUCUUCGCCUUCCUCUUCGUCGACAAGCACGUCCACGCCCAAGGAGCACAAGAGUGCGCCUGUCAUCGUCCCGCUCAUAAAGCCAUCAGCAGUGGACGACGUGCAGAAUGUGCAGAUAGUGUGCGUUUGGUGCCAGAAGGAAGGCGUCAAGCGCUACUCUCUAUGCAUGGGCUCCGAGCUCAAGAGCUUCUGCAGCGAGAAGUGUUUCGCCGCCUGCAGACGGGCCUACUUCAAGCGCAAUAAGGCCAGAGAUGAAGACCUCCACGGCGAGAGAUCCCCCGCACACCCGCACACGGAGGACUCACCCAGGCUGGUGAUGAAGAUGAACAGCAAUGUCCGAUCUCUCUCUCCUGUAAUGCAGGUGUGCGAUUGGUGCAAGCAUGUCCGACAUACCAAAGAAUACCUGGAUUUCGGAUCUGGCGAAGAGCGACUCCAGUUCUGCAGCACAAAAUGUCUCAAUCAGUACAAGAUGGAUGUUUUUUACAGAGAAGCUCGCGCCGCUCUUACCUGUUCCAGCCCGGCUAGAGCUAGCUCGGAGGGGAGGCCGGACACCAGUAUUGCCGGACAAAAGCUUCUCACUCCAGAGUCUUGGAAUAACAGCAGUAGCACAGGGGAUGCACAUCAUAGAAACCUCUCCAAUAAGGACUUACCAGAAUCAUCCUCCAUCUCCCCAUCAGAGUCAUUAUUGUCUUCAUCUAAUCCUCCAGUCUCUGGCCAAAGGACUGUGGACAGGCCCAUCCAACCACUUCCUCAAGCUGUAGCAGUGUCGCCUCACCCUACUCUUAUCCCAUCUCCACAUCCACACCACCCUUUAGAUCAUCAGCCGAUUCCUCAAAUGCCAAUGUCCUUUAUCAGACCUCCUCUUCAUGCCCAGGGUCUCAGAAGCCCCUUUGCCCACCAUCCAAGACAACCAGGCCCCUCUUCAAGCCCAAUUCACAGACCUCCACACUCUCCUCACCUUCAUCCUCCCACCUCCACCUCUAUGAAUCCACCAGGACUGAUGCAUCCCUUCCCUAGACCCUAUUUCCCUGGCUUCCACUCCCCUCCGGUGAACAUGUUACCCAGAGGCCCUGUCCCAAUGCCUCCCAUGAUGAACUUUGGCAUUCCCUCGUUUAGUCCACUCCUUCCACAACCCACUGUCCUGGUUCCUUACCCCAUUAUUGUUCCUCUACCGAUCCCAAUACCCAUUCCAAUCCCUGUUCCAAUGCCUCCCAAAACUAAUCAUGAAACUCCAAAUCACAGCGGCGUUAUACAGCCUGUCCCAGACGGAACAGAAAGAUGUAGAUCCAUACCUUUCAGGGUUCCAUCUCCUGGAGUAUCUGAAGGGAACGCCCACUCGUUACACCACAAAAUGGGUGGAAACUUGUCACAUGGUGACCCCAAUUUCAAGGACCUGAGUUGGGUUAAAUCAGAAAGGCCAUUCCCAUCCCCAACAUCCACAUGCCACAGUGGGACAUCGUCCCCCAGAGCGCAGUACAACACAUCCCCCUGCUCAACGCGCAGCUCGGAAGGACUGAUAGACUACAAACAACAACAGCAACAGUCAGAACGACAAGUUAUACAAAGGGUACUACAAAGAACCCAAGUGAAGCUGGAACCUAAUUCCAGGGGAUUACAGGACUUCUCAGGGUUAGAGGAGUCACAUACUGUUCAGAGUAUCAAGUCAGGGUUCCAUGACAUCAUUCGACCCCCUCAAUCUCCUUCACAUGACACCGUAAUCCAAAAUAAGGACUCUCAUGUGUCACCUCCACCAAGCCCUACAGUUAAUAUCCACCCGUAUGAUGGCAUGUCUUCUGUCCUAAAAUCUCAGAACCAAGGUCCAAAUGGGAUGUCCUCUGUACAAUCCACUGCAAGUUUAGACUCACUCUUACCCCAAAGAGUACCAGCAUCCCCAACAGAUCCUGCACUGACUGAGCAGGAAUCUAUAAAAGAAAAUAAGUGCUCUGUUGUCAACCCUGCACGAGUUGAGGGUCCAAUCAGUCAGUUAGAAGAAUCUUUAGUUACGAAUGCUGGAGAAGACCCCCAUUUCCCAGAUGAGGACCAUGCCUACGCCCUACCCACCGCACCAAAGACAGGCGGGAGUCCCACUCCGCUGCUCUUGCCUAAACUCAGGGACAAGGGUGGCUUGCGAGGCUCCGCUAAUACACCCAGUUCUGGUGACAUGGAGCCAGCCCUAAAGAGGAGAUGCCUACGAAUCCGUGAUCAAAACAAAUAACAGACUGAGCAGCCCUGUUCGACACAGCAUGGCAGUGCCAGAUUCAGUACCACGCCCUCUUGUGGACGACGCCAGUGCUAACACCUUCCCCGCCCUGCUCCCAACAGCCCACCAGUGUGCGGACCAGCAGGGUGCCAAAGCCGGAUGCAUCCCACACAAGUCUCCUUGGACCAAAACAAGUGGCGUGUCCAAGGACUGUUUGAUACAGACCGUCCCUUGAAGUGUGCCCAGAUGCCCUCAUCGUGGUCUUCCUCCUCCUCCUUGCUCCACACUGAUCAGCCCUGUGUGGUCUUCUCAGAUGGAGCCCGAACAUGAUCUCUUUCCAGGGGAAACGGCUUGUUUUCUCUGCCCAGCUUGCACAAAGAGCCACAUUGUUCCUCUCCCCUCGUAUACCACACGGACUCCCCACUUGAGGUUUUGGGUUACCUGGCCGACGGGGCUCAGACUUCAGGAGGAGGAGGUUUUUAUUUUUUUGACCGACAGCUAGGAAUAUAGGAUUCGCUUCUCCUCUCCAUCUCCCCUGCCCAAUCUAAAUACACUCGGGUUCUGAGGUUUGAGUUCCUCACUAUCCACUAGGCUUGUUCAGGGAUGGAUGAGAUGUAACAAAAAAAGGGCUUUUUGGUUAAGACUGAUGACUGAGCAGUUUAUGACUAGAUGUUAAAUAAUGUAUAAUAACAGAGAUUAUAAGACAGACUGACCUACUGAUCACUUUAGUGGUCCUGAUGAUGCAUUCAUUCAACAUUUGGAUAGGAAAUCAUAUUUCUAGAAGGGAGGGGCAUUUGAAUACAUUUCCUUGAUCAGCUAUGGAAAAAAAACUAUUAACCGACUACUACAUUGACCUAAAUAUUAGACCAGGCCUGGGCAAUUAAGAUACAGUCUGGUGUGCCGUGGGAGAUUAUGUCAUUUCACCUAAUUGGGUAAAAAAUAUUUUUUUGCAAACCAGUAAAUGUGCCGUUGUUGAGUGUCUGUACUGUCUAGAGCAGGGGUCACCAACCUUUUUGAAACCAAGAGCUACUUCUUGGGUACUGAUUAAUGCGAAGGGCUACCAGUUUGAUACACACUUAAAUAAAUUGCCAGAAAUAGCCAAUUUGCUCAAUUUACCUUUAACUCUAUGUUAUUAUUAAUAAUGAAUUACACUUAAUUGAACGGUUUAAAAGAGGAGAAAACACGAAACAAAUGACAAUUAAAUUUUGAAACAUAGUUUAUCUUCAAUUUCGACUCUUUAAAAUUCCAAAUUCUACCGAAAAAAAAGAAGAGAAAAACUAGCUAAUUCGAAUCUUUUUGAAAAAAUUAAUAAAAGAAUUUAUGGAACAUCAUUAGUAAUUUUUCCUGAUUAAUAUUAAUUUUAGAAUUUUGAUGACAUGUUUUAAAUAGGUGAAAAUCCAAUCUGCACUUUGU